ACCCUCCCCAAUUUCCACUCCCCCCCACCCCACUUCGCCUGCCGCGGUUGGGUCCGUGGCCUGCGUUGUAGCGGUCGCGAUUUCUUGGAAGCGGCAACUCCCCUCCCCCACCCUGGUCCCGGUCCCCGUCCAGCCGCUGACGUGAAGAUGAGCAGCUCAGAGGAAGUGUCCUGGAUUUCCUGGUUCUGUGGGCUCCGUGGCAAUGAAUUCUUCUGUGAAGUGGAUGAAGACUACAUCCAGGACAAAUUCAAUCUCACUGGACUCAAUGAGCAGGUGCCUCACUAUCGACAAGCUCUAGACAUGAUCUUGGACCUGGAGCCUGAUGAAGAGCUGGAAGACAACCCCAACCAGAGUGACCUGAUUGAGCAGGCAGCUGAGAUGCUUUAUGGAUUGAUCCACGCCCGCUAUAUCCUCACCAACCGUGGCAUCGCCCAGAUGUUGGAAAAGUACCAGCAAGGAGACUUUGGCUACUGUCCCCGUGUGUACUGUGAGAACCAGCCAAUGCUUCCCAUCGGCCUUUCGGACAUCCCAGGUGAGGCCAUGGUGAAGCUCUACUGCCCCAAGUGCAUGGACGUGUACACACCCAAGUCAUCGAGGCACCAUCACACGGACGGAGCCUACUUCGGCACCGGUUUCCCUCACAUGCUCUUCAUGGUGCACCCUGAGUACCGGCCCAAACGGCCCGCCAACCAGUUUGUGCCCAGGCUCUACGGUUUCAAGAUCCAUCCAAUGGCCUACCAGCUGCAGCUCCAAGCCGCCAGCAACUUCAAGAGCCCAGUCAAGACGAUUCGCUGAUUCCCCACCCAACCUGUCCCUCUGCCUUUAACACCUCUAUUCCUUUGCUGCGUCCCUUUCAGGAACCCUUUAUGGUUUUUAGUUUAAAUUAAAGGAGCCAUUAUUGUGGUGGGAAUAUGAAAUAAAGUGGAAGAAAAGGCCA
Hyaena hyaena (striped hyena) is the source of this 937-nucleotide messenger RNA. It is a transcript of the gene CSNK2B, whose product is annotated as casein kinase 2 beta. Gene Ontology annotation, molecular function: protein kinase regulator activity. The record is from RefSeq and is a predicted model, not a curated record. Gene Ontology annotation, cellular component: cytoplasm; protein kinase CK2 complex. NCBI's taxonomy places the organism in Eukaryota, Metazoa, Chordata, Mammalia, Carnivora, Hyaenidae. Bases 148 to 795 code for a protein of 215 amino acids. The transcript has 7 exons.